Leptonychotes weddellii (Weddell seal) is the source of this 1146-nucleotide messenger RNA. RefSeq lists its product as uncharacterized. NCBI's taxonomy places the organism in Eukaryota, Metazoa, Chordata, Mammalia, Carnivora, Phocidae. The record is from RefSeq and is a predicted model, not a curated record. Gene Ontology annotation, biological process: transforming growth factor beta receptor signaling pathway; positive regulation of transcription by RNA polymerase II. Gene Ontology annotation, molecular function: transcription cis-regulatory region binding; DNA-binding transcription activator activity, RNA polymerase II-specific. Gene Ontology annotation, cellular component: activin responsive factor complex.
AUGGCCUUGGUGAUCCAGGCAGCACCCUUCCGCGGGCUGAAGGGCCCACAUCAGGCGUCAGGUCCAGGCCGCGUUCCCCUCCUUCAGGGACGACUACGAGGGCUGCAAGGAUCCCGGCCGAGGCACUGCGGCUGCAGAACGCGGCCCUGGAGCGGGGCGGCGCUGGCAGAGCAGGGCCAUGCGGGGAGGCGUCGCCGGGGGACCUGGCCCCUCCGCGCGGCGCGGCUGGCCCUAGAGGCCGUCGGGUCCCCAGCCGACGCCCAGGGAGGGCUUCAGCAUGAAUUGAUUGCUAGGGGACCCCAGGGAGCGGGCACCACGGAGGGUCCAGCAGGCGCUGGGCACAGUGGGGAGAAGGUGAUGCCCGCUCCACCCCUGCCCUCUGAGACGCCUCUGGGGCACCUCUGCCCCCUUCCUGGGCCCAGGAGAGGAGAGGGGAGGACUUCCCAAGGAGGAAGCAGCAGGCUCUCGCCCCUCUCCCCUGAGCACAGAGCCUGGCCCCUGCACUUACUGCAGGACCCCGAAGACCCCCCGGGACUGUCCACUAGGAGUCAUAGAGCCUCACUCUGGGGGCAGCUGCCCUCCUCCUACUUGCCCCUCCACCCUCCCAAUGUGGUAAUGCCCUUGGCUCCACUACCACCCACACCCUGUCCCCAGUGCCCACCUUCAGCCAGCCCAGCUUACUGGAGGGUGGCCCCGGAAGCUCAUGGCCCGCCAGGGCUGCUCUGGGAUCUAGAUGCCCUCUUCCAGGGGGUGCCACCCAAACAGAGCAUCUGUGACGUGUGGGUUAGUCAAUCCCAGGAUCCAGCUGCCUCCACCCCAGGCUGGCUACUCUCCCAUAGAGCCUGCGAGGCUCCCAGUGCAGGGGCUGCUUUCCUCUCCUACCUCUUUCUGACACCACUGGCUUUUGGGGAACCAAGGCCAAGAGGACCAAGAGGUGUCUGCGGCCACAGCAGCCCUGAAACACCAGGCACCAGCGUGCUGAGCAUCUGCGAUGUUUAUUGGACUACCCAACCAAGGGUUGGGGUUGGCCCAGGCACUGCCCUGGCCCUGAUGAGCUCUGAAAGCAGUGGAAUGUUGGAGCUGCAGUCAGACUGCCUGGUUCAAGUCUUAUCUCCACCCUUUACUAAACAUGUGACUGUCAAGUGA